Pteropus alecto (black flying fox) is the source of this 7118-nucleotide messenger RNA. It is a transcript of the gene URB1, whose product is annotated as URB1 ribosome biogenesis 1 homolog (S. cerevisiae). The transcript is spliced from 37 exons. The coding region runs from base 117 to 6722 and encodes 2201 amino acids. The record is from RefSeq and is a predicted model, not a curated record. Lineage: Eukaryota; Metazoa; Chordata; Mammalia; Chiroptera; Pteropodidae. Gene Ontology annotation, cellular component: nucleolus. Gene Ontology annotation, biological process: maturation of 5.8S rRNA from tricistronic rRNA transcript (SSU-rRNA, 5.8S rRNA, LSU-rRNA); maturation of LSU-rRNA from tricistronic rRNA transcript (SSU-rRNA, 5.8S rRNA, LSU-rRNA).
CGCCAGCCCCGCCCAUUCCCGCACACGUGCGGGCCUCAAUAACGCAGCUGCGGUGCGCCGGUGUCUUUUUGCCAGGCCUCCAGUGUGGAUGCCCGCGCGCCCCCACCCUCUCGGUCAUGGCUGUCCCUAAAAGGAAGGCCCCGGGCGGCCAAGACAGCACGGCUUCCCCCGCGGGUACAGCCAAGCGGGCCCGCACCGAAGAGCUCACGGGCGUGCGCUUCAAGGCUCAGCUGAGGGACCCGCAGGGUGCUGGACAGGCCUUGGAAGCGUUUGUCUCUGCUGCCAAGGAACUACCACGAGAAGACGUGCACGACGUUGUAGAAGGGUACAUCAAGAUUUCUGUUGAGUGUGCAGAGCUUUUCCAGCUCCUGAGUGGGGAGAAGCGACCUGAAAGUGAGACACUAUUAAUAUUUCAAGUUUUUGAGGCCAUAUUAUUGCGGACAGCAAGUGAUCUUUCCCAUUUUCAUGUUGUGGGAACCAAUAUCGUGAAAAAGCUAGUGAAUAACCACAUGAAGCUCAUCUGUGAGUCCCUGUAUGCCUCGGGUUACAAGAUGGCUCGAGCCUGCCUGAACCUGAUGGCUGCCAUGGUGACCCAGGGUCCUGAGGCCGCCAGGGACGUCUGCAGCCAUUUUGAUUUGAAUAAAAAGACCUUGUACACCCUGGCGACCAAGAGAGAUUCAAAGGGAGUGCAUGACGUCCGGCUGGCCUACAUCCAGUUUGCUCUCUCCUUUUUGAUUGCCGGUGAUGACAGCACCAUAGUGCAGGUGCUGGAGUUGAAAGAAUUUAUUCCUUGCAUUUUUAGCUCAGGCAUAAAGGAAGAUAGGAUUUCUACCGUCAAUAUUUUGUUAUCCACACUGAAGACAAAGGUAGUUCACAAUAAAAAUAUCACAAAAACCCAGAAGGUGCGUUUCUUUACCGGGCAGCUACUGAACCAUAUAGCAUCUCUCUACAACUGGAAGGGGAUUGUUGACGUGGAGCUGGACAGUGCCAAGGCUUCUUCUGGAGACGCAGGGAAAGCCAUGGUGAGGGAGCUUGUUCAUAACUUCCUGAUGGAUCUCUGCUGUUCGCUCAAGCACGGGAUUAAUUUUUAUGAUGCAUCUUUGGGUACCUUUGGCAGAGGAGGAAACCUGACACUCCUGCACUUCCUGUUGGGUUUGAAAACUGCAGCAGAUGACGAGCUGGUGGCCGAACUUGUGGUGAACAUCCUCAAAGUGUGCCCGGACUUACUGAACAAGUAUUUCAAGGAAGUGACGUUUUCCUUUCUCCCAAGAGUGAAGGCCACAUGGUCAAAUAAUAUCAAGCUGCUAAACAAGAUCUACGAGGCCCAGCCGGACAUUUCCCGGGCGUUUCAGACCCGAGAGUUCAUCCCUCUGCCUCGGCUCCUGGCGAUGGUGAUGGUGACCACCGCGCCAUUGGUGUGCAACAAGACUAUGUUCACCCAAGCGUUGAACGUAAGUAAGCGGUUACCCGCUUCUAGAAGCUUUUCUGCUCACCCUGCCGGCGGUGCUAGGGGUUGUUCUGAGAACAUGAUUCUACCUGACCUGAACACCGUAGUGUGGGUCUGGCAGUCACUUAGAAAACAAGAGACGAAACAGGACGAUGAGAAAGGAAAGAAAAGGGGCAACCGGAGUCCCGCGGCCUGCGUGGCCCCCCACUGCGAUGAUGCAGAAACCAUUCUUCUGAAAGCCGCCCUUCUCCAGGUCAUCUGCCUCUACCAGAAGGUGGUCCCGCACGUGGUCACACAAUACAACUUUGACUUCAGCAAGCUCCUGAAAGGCGUCAUCUCAGAGCAGGGCCUUCGAGAGGAGGUGCCUCCCAUCCUGCAGCACCACAUUCUGAAGGUGGCCCUGGAACUGCCUGCCAGCAAGUUCUUGUGGUUAAAGGCACAGGAAAGCCCAGAGGCAGAAAUCAUUGGAGGAGAACGGUCUGUGUUUUACUUGCUGAUGAAAAUGUUUGUGACCAGUAGCCAUUCACAGCUUAAGUCGUCAACCAAACUUCUGAUCGUGAAGAUUCUGCGGGACACGGGGGUGUUUGAGCACACGUGGAAGGAGCUGGAGCUGUGGCUGGAGCACUUAGAUAACACUGCGGAAGAGAAAAGAGAGACCGUGAUCCAGUUUUUGGAACGUGUUUUAUUGACGUUGGUGGCAAAUCCCUAUUCGUACACAGACAAAGCAUCUGACUUUGUCCAAGAAGCAAGCACGCUGCAGGCCACCGUGACCAAGCAGGACGCUGAUGACGUCAGCAUCCCUGUCUCCCACAUCGACGACGUUCUUGACAUGGUGGAUAUCCUGGUGGACGGCACCGAAGGCCUGGGUGAGGAGAUUGGAUUCUUGCUGAAUGAAGACAUGGUCCUGCUCACAUUCCCCUUCAGCGCUGUGGUCCCCGCAGCCCUAGAAGCCAGGAAUAAGUUGCUCCUCGGGACAGAAAAGGAAGCAGGAGAAAGCGUGGUGACGUAUCUGACAGCAGUGCUGACGGACCUCCUGCACACUCAGAGAGACCCUCUGGCUCUGUGUCUUCUGCUCCAGGCUUAUGACAAGUUGGAGCUUCCGGUCCUGCCUUGCUGCCAUCAGCUGUCCCAGUUCAACAGAUACUACAGCCUCUGGAUCCCGGAGCCAGCCCGAGAGGCCUUGCCCCUUCAGACCCUGGGCAGUCCUGGCCCGCAUGGUCCCCCAACUGCUGCCUUCGGCGCCCUGCUGCAGACGGCCUACGAGAAGGAGGGCGCGCUCCUGGAUGAGGGUGUCCAGGCGCAGCUGCGGGCUGCCCUCCCGUGCCUCCCAAUGCCCCAGGUCCUGCGCGCAGUGAAGCACGUGCUGCUCUACCUGAGGGCCACCGUGGAGAACUUCGGCCAGCUGGGCAGAAGCGCGGGGCCACCCCUCCUGCAGCUCCACCUGGAUCUCCUCCGGCUCCUGGUCAUCCACUGUGAGCACCUGGAUGCCCAGAACCAGCAGAGAUGCGAGGCUGCGCAGGCCGAGUCCGACCUCUUUUUGGACAUGGAGUCCAUGGCCUCACUGGAGUUGGCCAAUGACAAGACGCUGGAGGAGGUGCUUGUGGCCAUCCUCAGACAUCCCACACUGGAGGGCUGGUACCUGGCCCUGGAGCAGCAGGCCCUUCCUCCGCACACCCUCAGCCCCGUCCUCGUGAAGCUCCUGGCGGCCCACCUCAGUGCAGGGGUCCUGCAGCUGCUGAUGGCAAGUGCCCCAAUUCUCCAGAGCAUUGGUCAGCUGGGCCUCUUGUCCAGGUACUUGGAGGCCAUCACCCAGAGCGUGUUGAGGGAGCUACAAAACAGGAAGGCGGGCCUGGCCACGUCAUCACCAAAGACUCUCCCGCAGCUGGAGGCCCUGCAGGGGCUGCACGCCUAUAUGGACGGUGCCCAGCUCCGCGAGGUCACCCUGGCCCUGCUGAGCCUGCCCAAGGCCCACCUGGUGUCAAACCGACCCAUGAGGUCCACAGGGAAGGAGAGAUGCUUGAACGCUCUUGGCAAGACCUUGGUCCAGCUGUUGACCAGCAGCCCCCAGGAUCAGCUGCCGAGCAGCGAGCUCUGGGCCUCUGAGUACGUGAAAGGCCUAGGGACUCUGCUCCCCACGUUGGCUGUGGACGAACUGGACAGCGUGUUCCUCCGCUCUCUGCAGAGAGAGCCUGUGCUGGCCUCUGUGGUCAAGGUCGACCUGCUCGACUACUGCCUGGCCCGGCGGACACAGGCAGCCCUGGGCAUCGCGGCCCUGAUCCUGCAGCAGAGCUGCACCCACUUGCUGCGGUUCGAGCUGUGGUGCGGGCAGGCCGGCGCGGGGCUCUGCCUGCAGGAGGGCCUCGACGACUUCCUGCCCCUCAUCCACGUGUACCUCCAGUGCAGGACUCGGGGCCCGUUCACUCGCCCAGUGAGAGUGUCCUCUGCUGUCAUUCCUGUUUUGAGGAGGGCCCUGUGGAGGCACCUGCAGACCAGGCUGCUGAGUGCCGAUGGGCCCCCCGAGCCUGGGCUGCAUCAGGAGAUCCUGGCCCAGCUGGUCCCGUUUGCAAGAGCCAAGGACCUCAGUGUCCUCAUGGACCGUUUGCCCAGCUUGCUUCAGACUCCAGACAGUCACAAGAGUUGGGUCGUGGCCGACUCUGUCUCGGCAGUGCUGGAAGGGUCGGCAGAAAAGCUGCGUGCCUGGAAAAAGACUCUGCUGGAGUCCUGUGUAAAGUGGCUGAUUGCGUCUUUCAGUCGUCAGCAAGACAGUGACAGCACCCAGGAGCAAGAGAGGCAAAUGCUGCUGAGAUUAAAUCAGCUGUUGAGUUCACUUAAUGAAGUCGAUCCUGGUGAUUGGCAGAAAUUUGUGAAGACUGGACUCAAAUAUCGGUAUCAGGACCAUGCAUUUUUGAAGGCGUUUCAUGCUGCCCUACAGCUCCUGUAUCUUCCAGAAAGCUCUGUGUGCGCGAAGCUCAUCCAGCUUCCAGUGGUCCACAUGAUGCUCACCCAGCACUCCCUGUUUCUGCCAACCCUCCUCAAGUCUGAGGACGAGGAAAACCCGGACAGUGCAGUGAAAGAAGCGCUGGUGGACCUGAUGUCAGUGGUGGUUAGGCUGUGCCCUUCUGUCUGUGAGAACGGCCACUUUGCAGUGCUCCUCGGGGCCUAUGGCGCCUCUCUCAGCGUCCUGGACCAGAAGAUUUUACUUCUCCUCCGGGCGUACGAACGGAACAGCAUCAGCCUCAUCGACUUCAGGGUGCUGAUGUGGGGCCCCGCGGCUGUGGAGCAUCACAAGACCUGCAGGAGCCUGGGCAAGUCGCUGUGGCAGCAGCCGAGCGUUGGGGACAUCCUUCGCCUGCUGGAUCGGGACCGGAUGAUGAGGACCAUCCUCCACUUCCCCCAGAACCGGAGGCUGCUUCCCCCUGAGGAUGCACAGGAACCCAUAUUUAAAGAUAAGAGCACAGCCGAUCUUGGUGACCUUUAUGACCCCUGCUUCCUUCUUCAUCUCUUCAGCGAAUUGACCAGGCCAGAAUUUGUGGUGGAUUGUCGAAAAUUUUUGGAUUCAAAUGCUCUGGGCCUGACCGUCGCGGCCCUCAGCAGCUAUGACCCUCAGAUGCGAGCCGUGGCCUACUCCGUCCUGGCGGCCUACUAUUCGCAUGUGGAGGGCGCCCGGUUCCGAGAGCGGUCCCAGGUACUUUACCUGUUGGAUGUAGUGCGCAAUGGGAUCCGAACCAGGAACAUGAGACUCACCUUUACUUUGUCUCUCUUCAUUGCCAAAGCAGCCCUGCAAAUGCUGAAACCAGAGGAGCACAUGUACCUGAAGAUCAACAAGUUCCUGCUGUCACACGAGUUUCUGAACAUGAGCAAGGUUCCGGGCUUCUACCAGUUCUUCUACAGCUCGGACUUCGAGCAAAACACCGAACGGGAAUGGAUCUUUGGAAUUCUGCGGCAGGGGAUUCGAGACAAGCACUGCUAUGAGCUCUAUGCCAGGCGAGGGGUUUUCCACAUCAUCCUUUCCUUCUUCAACACCCCGUUAUGUGACGAAGUGACACAGAAUUGGGUUCUGGAAAUCUUGCAGAAUGCCGCCCGGGAUGCCAAAUCUGCCUACGAGAUCCUGCGAGACUACAGCCUUCUAACGUGGAUCCUGCACAUCCUUGAGAGCAGGUUUCUGGAGACUCAGCUGCUCUCCAACAUAAUCUCCUUGCUGCACACCCUGUGGGUGACCAACUUGGGAGACAAAGGAGUGGAGGCGGGGAGCCGGCCUCCUUGCCAGCCUGGGGCCUCAGGGCCCCCGAAGCUGCUGGCCCUGCACUUGGUGGAUGAGUUCCUGUAUGUUCUCAUUGUGCUCACGAAGCACCUGAGGCCCACCUUGGCCUCCACCCAGCUGAUGAGCUUCUUUGGGGCGCUCGACUCUGUGCUGAGGUACCGGGCCACCGUCACACAGGCCUUCAAGGACAUGGACCGCUUCACCGUCAAUGAGAUGGUGCUGUCCACCACAGAUGUCCUCGUCCUCCUGCACAAGUGGAGCCUCCUCGAGAGGGACGUCAAGCUGCAGGAGGACCUGAGCACAGCCGUGGAGAAAUGCCAAGUCAGGGGGCUGCUGAAAAUGCUCAAGGAUAAGAACAAGCCUGUCAUGCCAGCCCGAGCCAAAGGCCCACGGGGCCGGAAGAGGAGGCCUGAGGUGGCAGAGGUGGUGGCCGACCCUGAGCUGCAGGCGUCCAGCUUGGAGGAGUGCAGAGGCCUCCUGAGGUCCAUACUGACCCACUGGGGGCCAGUAUUCCCCAGCCCUGAACCCGCUCAGGAGCCUGCAGAUGAGGCCACCCCCAGGAGCGAGGCGCCGGGCCCUGAGUACACUGUCACCUCCCUGGUGGUCCGCUGGGUGCUGCAGUCUGUGGCUGAGCACCCACUCAGCAGGGCAGAGGCCGCAGGACUCCUUAGCUGGCUUAAGAAGCACAUUUUGCCACAGACGGCAGUUGUGGCUGACCUUCUUAAGGACAGUGCCGUGAAGAGUAGCAUAUUUAAGCUGUACAGCCGGCUCUGUGGAGCCGAUGGGCCGGCGGGGCCCGAGCAGAGCGUGGCCUGCCUGUUCAACACCGUCAUGCUGCAGUUGGUAGCAGCCCAGGGCCCAGCGGGGACCCCCUUCCACCCUGCAGUCGAGGCCCUCUGCCUAUCCUUCCUGAACGAGGAGGACGGAGCCACACAAGGUAAUGCUGGUCUUAGGCCAGAGGUGGAGGCUAUGCCCAAGUGGGCUGGGCUGGGCUGGAGAGCACCCUCUGCUUGAGAUUAAGUGCUUGGGCCACCCCUCGCUGCAGCCCUGGGGUUUUGGAGCGUCUGCCUCUGAGCCUGAAUGAGGGAGAGGAAGCCUGUGCCUGUCCCUUUAGGCACAGCCAUUAGUGGUGGUCACGUGUGCAGUGGAGGACACUCAGCUCAACCUCCCAUCCCACCAGGGGCCCUGCCACUCACAGAGCAGUGGCUUUUCUAAAUUUCAGCCAUUUCCCAAAAGAAGAACUAUGUUUCACAUCGUGGCCUGAUGAAUGCGUGUGCACAGAUGUGUGUGUGUAUAGACACACACAUGUACAUAUGUACACACAAGCACACAGAUACACAGUUUAUGUGCUUGGCGUUUAGCAGGUGCUUAAAGGUUUGGGUGCACGAACGAAUGAAGAGCAGAGACUUU